This is a messenger RNA of Aegilops tauschii subsp. strangulata, 1361 nucleotides long. Its product is annotated as very-long-chain 3-oxoacyl-CoA reductase-like protein At1g24470. Gene Ontology annotation, cellular component: endoplasmic reticulum. The record is from RefSeq and is a predicted model, not a curated record. Lineage: Eukaryota; Viridiplantae; Streptophyta; Magnoliopsida; Poales; Poaceae. Gene Ontology annotation, molecular function: ketoreductase activity.
UGGUAUGCUCUGAAAAUAGCAAAGCCGGGUCGGUACAAGCCCCGAGCUAGUGCUUCAUGGCUGCCUGAUCUGUCUCCCGACUCGAGCAGGGGCUUAGCUGUUGCGGGCUUGUAGUUAAUGGCAGCACAACUGGCUUAGUACUGCAUCUUUGUUCCUUUCUUGUGCUUCGAUCUGCUCGCGAGCUACCCGAGUCCAUGCCUCAGUUGGAAGAGAUUGUCUCGACGGCCGGCGGGGCAGGCUCGCCACCACCGCCGCUGUGGUUUCUGGUCUUCCUCGCCCUCGGCCUCCACGCCGUUGUUGUAUCCGCCGCGACCUUCCUCGCGUGGCUGUACCGCGCAUUCCUCCGGCGGGGCCAGGACCUGGGCCUGCGCUACGGCGCGUGGGCUGUGGUCACCGGCGCCACCGACGGCAUCGGCCGCGCUCUGGCGCUCGAGCUCGCGCGCAGGGGGCUAGACCUCGUCCUCGUCGGCCGGAACCCCGCCAAGCUGUCCCGCGUCAGCAAGGAGGCCAAGGAUGCGGCGCCGUCCUGCAUGGUGAAGAGCGUGGUGUUCGACCUCGCCGGUGACGCGACGGAGCUGUCGCUGGGCGCGGCGAGGGUGGCGGCGGCCGUGAAGGGGCUCGACGUGGGCCUCCUGGUGAACAACGCCGGCGCGACGUACCCUUGCGCGGCCUACUUCCACGAGGUGGAGACCCCGGUGUGGGAGGCCGUGGUGCGGGUGAACGUGGAGGCGGCCACGCGGAUCUCGCGCGCCGUCGUGCCCGCGAUGGCUGGAAAGGGGAGGGGCGCCAUCGUCAACGUCGGGUCCGGUUCGUCCGUGGUGGUGCCGGCGUUCCCGCUCUACGCCGUGUACGCGGCAAGCAAAGCGUAUAUUGAUCAACUGUCUCGGAGUCUUAGCGUGGAAUACAAACACUACGGAGUGGAUGUCCAAUGCCAGAUUCCUUUGUACGUGGCCACCAAGAUGUCGCCUGUUAAGGGCGACUCUCCGUUCAUACCAUCACCCGAGGAGUACGUCAAAGCUGUCAUUCGCUGCAUUGGCUACGAGCCGAGAUGCGUCCCCUACUGGCGCCACUCCGUCCAGUGGUUCUUGGCGUCUCUGGCGCCAGACUCUGCUCUCAAUCUGUGGCGUCUCCGGGUUGGUAUCCGGAAGAGAAAUGAGAUGAGAGCUCUGCUCGGAGAGAAGGAACUCAGCUGAACAGCCUAUGGGUGUGAAAAGAAACCGAUCUGUUUAUUUUUGUGGAGAAUGAUUCGAAUAGGCAUUUGGUUUAUGUUUAGGCUUGUUCGAGAAGUUGAUUAUUCCAGAGUUUUCUAUCGUAUGUAAUUAACGUUUGUUCUCUUGUCAAUGUUUUCAUGAAAAGUGUAA